UGGGGACAGUAUAUGGGAAAAUGGAAGUCUUCUUCGCGUAUGUCCCCGUAAACCAUAUAUGCCAGUAAUUCCGUCUGUUUGAUGGUACUCCGCUGGCAUCGCCAGUCAGUGACGUUGCAGUCACAGAUUGGUUGCAAAUACCGCCGCUCGCCCUAGAUCCUACAACGUCGUCGUCACGUGACCUCUCUAAAAAAGACGAAGGAAAAGAGAGAUGGCUGCUAAUGUAUUAGCUACUCUUGCUACUGCUUUUGGAAAUUGAAGCAAAGCUGUCAUGGAAAAUGAGAGAAGACAACUGACCCCUGAGCAAGAUGCCCUGGAGCACAUAGUUGCUUGUAGAGAUAAACCUUUCCUGGAAGGAAGGUUUAUAGACCUCUUUAAAGGGAGAGGUGUGUUCACCUGGGAAACCAUCGAACCAUCCACCUUUGUUGUUGAAUAUCAGGGAAACAUCUUUUCUCACAAAGGAAGGCCUCAGAAGAAAUAUGGUGAUUCGCUGAACAAUUACUUGUUUGAGUUUUCAUGGAUCGGAACACACUGGUGCAUUGAUGCUUCAACAGAGGACGGGACCCUUGGAAGACUUGUGAAUGAUGAUCACAUAAGUCCCAACUGUGAAAUUAAGAAAAUUGUUUAUGAAGGAAAGCCACACUUGUGCCUAUUUGCAGUGAAAAAAAUAUCUGCAGGUGAGGAGAUAACUUACAACUAUGGAGACUCCUCUUAUCCAUGGCGCUCAAGGGAAUCAUAUGAUGAAUUAAGUUCUUUCAACAUGGACUUAUAUGCUUCCUCAUCAACAACAUCAAAGAAUGAAACGCUUCAGGACUCAGAAGCUUCCAGUUCUGAUGAAUUCUACUUUGAUGAUGAUGACGAAUGUGUCAGUGGGCCAAGUCAUGACAAUGACAGUUUCACCAACAUCACCAGUCAUCUGGAUUUCAGGGACAACUCACCUUUUACAGAGUCAGAUUCCUUUAAAGACAUGACUGCUUCAUGCAGCUGGCAGGAGGACGAGGCUGCUUUCAGCUCUGAUGAACUCAGCUGGGAUGGAGAUGAUGGACCUAGUGAGGCUACACGAAACCCCAAAUUCUCUACUCGCAACAGCAAAAAUUAUUGUUAUGUUUGUGGGAAAGGUGUGAUUAAGAGUGCUCGACACCUUUUAACACAUGCUGAUGAAGAGCCUGAAAUCGCUGAAGCUUUUGCAUUACCCAAAAACUCCAAGGAACGAAAGAAGUUGCUUGAUGAUUUGCGGAACAAAGGAAACUACAAACAUAAUCAAGACGUGUUGAGGAAUAACAGUGGAGAGCUGAAACUGCGAAGACGUCCGACAUCUGUGUUAAUCAAUGCUAAAACAUGCAUGCACUGUCUAUAUUGUAAAGGCAUGUUUCAGCGUAAGGAGCUGUGGAGGCAUGUGGCCAGAUGUCCUUCUAAGACAACAAACUCUGCGACAGGUGGCAAGACUAGAGUCUUAAGUGAGAUUGCUCUUGCAGAGUCACCAUUCUCUGAAAAACUUACAUCUGAUGUGUGGGAGAUGCUUUUGACUAUGAAACCAGAUGAGGUUGCAUUGGCAGUUCAAAAUGAUUAUCUCUUAUUACAGCUGGCUCAGUAUCUGUCCGAGAAGUAUGUAUAUAAUCCAAAUAAACAUGAUUAUAUCAGACAGAAGCUGAGAGAAAUGGGAAGACUCUUGCUAGCUCUGAGAGAAAAGUCAAUAUUUACCAUUGAAGACGCUGUCAAACCUGAAAACUUCUACCAAGUUGCUGAGGCUGUCAAAGACAUUGCUGGUUUCGAUGAAAAGAUGCAGUGCUAUAAAAUACCAGGUCUUGCUUCAAAAAUAGGGCAUUCACUCAAAGCAAUCGGCACCAUUGUCCUUGCUGAAGCUUAUGGCGAUGAGCAGAUGAUGCAGGACACAAAGAAAUUCAUGAAAUUGUGUGCAAAACAAUGGACAGAGCUUUUCUCUCAAACAGCCCAUGCUUCUCAGAGCGGACAAAGAGUAAACAACCCAUCUACCAUACCAUUCACACAUGAUGUGCAGCUUUUCUACAAGUACCUAGAAACAGCAUCAGCUACUGCCAUUGAAAGCCUGAAGAUGUAUGAAAGCCCACAGGUCUACAACGCUCUUUGCAGAGUGAUACUUGCACAGGCAUCUGUCUUAAACAAAUGUGCACCCGAGGUUUCAAAAAUGACACUAAAGACAUUUCAGGAAAGGGACGACACUACCCAAGUGUUGUCUAAGAACUUCAUCAGAAUAAAUCUUCUGGGCAAGAGUGGCCAAAACAUUGCUGUCUUGUUGACCUCUGAACUUGUCAGUGCAAUAACGCUGCUUGUGAACAAGAGAGAUGCAUGUGGGGUGCACAGAGACAAUCCCUUCUUAUUUGCAAGACCUAACUCCUCUGCUACAAGCCACUACCACGGAAGGAACUGCAUCAGGGCUUUUUCAAGUCUGUGUCGUGCGAAGAACCCAGAGCAUCUCAGGUCGAUGCAACUUUACAAGCACAUUGCAAGAGUGUUCCAGAUUCUCAAUCUCGAGAAUGACGAGCUGGAUCACCUCGCUAAAUUGCUGGGCCAUGACAUCCGGGCUGACAGGGAUUAUUAUCGGCUGCCAGAGGCAGCUGUUGAACUUGCAAAAAUCGCAAAGCUACUUCUGGCAAUGGAAAAGGGGUCUCUUGAAAGAUUCAAAGGAAACUCUCUUGAGGAAAUUGAGAUUGAGGAUGAAUUGGAGUCAGAUGUGGAGCAGGGCAUUCCUGAUAACGCUGAUGCUGAGGAGGACAAUGAAGAAUCAGAUUGCUUUCCUCAGCAGAGUGAUGUUGUGGCACAACAGGGGAGUCAACUGACUCCUGAGCAAGAUGCCCUGGAGCACAUAAAGGCUUACAGAGACAAACCGUCCCUAGAGGAAAGGUUUAUUGACCCGUCUAAAGGGAGAGGUGUGUUCACCAGUGAAUCCAUUGCACCAUCCACAUUCGUUGUUGAGUAUCGGGGGAACAUCUUCCCUCACACAGAAACCAGGAAAAAGAAAUGUGGUGAUACACUGAACAGUUAUUUCUUUGACUUUUCGUGGAAUGGAACAAACUGGCGCAUUGAUGCUUCUAAAGAGGACGGGACCCUUGGAAGACUUGUGAAUGACGAUCACAUAAGUCCCAAUUGUGAAAUGAAGAAAAUUGUCUGUGAAGGAAAACCACAUUUGUGCCUAUUUGCAGUGAAGAAAAUAUCUGCAGGCGAGGAGAUAACUUACAACUAUGGGGACUCCUCUCAUCCAUGGCGCUCAAGGGAAUCUGGUGAAGGACUGAGUAGGUCACAAACAGACCGAAAUGCUGCUGUGUCUUCACAAAGGCAUGAAAGGGUUGAGGACUCAGCAGCCUGCGGCUCUGCAGAAUCCUGCAGUGAUGGAAGUUUUAUCAGCAACACCAACCAGAAGAACAAUCCAGAUUUCACUGAGUCUGAUUGUUAUAAAGAGCAGAGCGUUGUGCAACAACCCACAGAUGCUUCAUGCGUCCAGCAGGAGGACAAGGGUGAUGACAGCCUCGAUGGGUCAGACUCUGAUGGCGACUCCACACACAGUGACGCUUCAUCACAGUUGGAAGACCCUUACUGUUCCAGUAACAGAAAUUUCUGUUACGUUUGUGGGGAAUCUAAGACCAAAAUUGCUCGUCACCUUUACACCCACAGAGAUGAAGAGGCUGAUAUUGCUGCAGUGUUUGCAUUACCCCGAAACUCCAAGGAACGGAAAAGACUACUGUAUGAGUUACGAAACAGAGGAAAUUACAAACAUAAUCAGGAGGUUCUGCAGAGUCACUCUGGACAACUGAAAGUGAGAAGGAAAGCGAGCAUGUUCAACACUGAUAAAAAAGUGUUUGCAGUCUGUCUCUAUUGUAAAGGCACGUAUGUUCGUAAGGUAAUGUGGCGGCAUUUGCAAAAGUGUCCUUCAAAGAAAUGUAUGAAAUCUCCAUUAGGGGUCAGGGCUAAAAUCUCAACUAUGGUAGCUGUUGCGGAGUCAACAGACUCCCAAGAACUUUCGUCAGAUUUGAGUAGCAUCCUCAAUAAACUGAAGAAAGAUGAUAUUGCAUCUGUAGUUCAGAGUGAUUUCCACAUAUUGCAGAUUGCACAGUAUUUGCUCCGCAAUACUGAAAGUAAAGCAAAAAAUUAUACAUACAUCCAACAGAGGGUGAGGGAGUUGGGAAGACUCCUGUUAACAUUGAAAACAAAGUCAAUAUUUAGCUUUGAAGAAGCUAUCAAACCCCAAAACUUCAGCAAACUUCUUGAAGCUGUCAGAGAGGUCACAGGUUUCAAUGAGGAGAUGAACUCCUUCGAGAGACCAACUGUCUUCCAGAAAUUGGGAGUUUCACUGAAGAAUAUUGGUGACCUUAAUUACGCUAGGGCUUUAAAAGAAGAUGCAGAUAAACAGACAAUACAUGAAGCGGAGGCAUUUGUAAAAUUGUGUGCCGAAGAAUGGGUAUCCACGUCCCCAUCUAAACCAAAAAUCAACAGCCCAUCAACUGUACCGUUCAUACAGGAUGUUCAGCUCUUCUACCAGUGCAUGGAAAAGACAGCAUCUUCUGGAGUUGGAAGCCUGACGAUGUAUGAAAGCCCACAGGUCUAUAAUGCACUUCUCAGAGUCACGGUUGCACAAGUGUCAGUCUUAAACAAAAAUGCGUUAGAAGUUUCAAAAGUAACACUCAAGUCAUUCAAGAAAUGGGACGAGACUGAGCCUCAUGACAACGCUGCUGUUUGCCAGUCACAGCUUGAGCAAAUUCUGACCAAGGGCUCCAUGAAGAUCAAUGUUACGAGCAAUGGUGGCAAAAAAGUAGCUAUUAUGCUUACCCCUGAACUGCUCAGUGCAAUAAAACUGCUUGUGAGCAAGAGAGAAUCAUGUGGUGUACAUGAAAAUAAUCCCUUCUUAUUUGGGAGACCUGUCGCCACUUAUAUGAGCUUCUACCAGGGACACCAGUGCGUCAGGACUUUUACAGAUCGGUGUAAGGCAAAGAAACCCGAGCACCUCAGGUCUGCGUAUUUUCGUAAGUACAUUACGAGAGUGUUCCAGAUUCUCAGCCUCACGAAUGACGAACUCGAUCAGCUAGCCAAACUGUUGGGCUGUGAUAUUCGGACGGACAAGGACUACUAUCAGUCACCAGAGGCAGCUGUCGACAUUGCAAAAAUUUCAGUGUUGCUGUCGGCAACGGAGAAUGGAUCUCUUGAGAAAUUCCACGGAAAAUCUCUUGAGGAAAUUGAGAUUCCAGAUAAAUUGGAGCCGGAAGUGGAGCAGGACAACCCUAAAAACAGUGAUGCUGAGGAUGACAAUGAAGAAUCAGAAAGUUCUCUUCAGCUGAGCGCUCGUUCCUCUUCAAAACGCUCCUUUUCAGCUCCUAAAAACCCCCCUGGCAGAGCUUGCAGAGUUUCUUCUUCAAAGAAACGUGGCCCACGCAAGAGCACUAAGCGUGAAAAGGUGUCUUCUGGGCUGAAUAAAGAAAAAAGUGACGAGGUGAACGCAGAGAAGGAUGACAGGUCAGAGGAAAUGUCUCCGAGCUGUGCUGUCAACACACGUGAGGAAACACCGUCUCGUAGCAAUGACAACGCAUCAAACGUUUGUUUUAGUGAUGAUGAUGAAGACAUGAAUGUGGACUUUGACAUGGACAUAGACACUGAUGAGGACACUGUCAGAAAUGUGGAAAAUGAUGGAGAUGGUGACACAAACAGCCCAGCAGCAACUCCUGUGAGAACAGAUGUUAAAGUUACGAGAAAGAGGGACAAACACAGCAGUGAUAAUAAGAAGAAAGGCAACAAACACACCCCUGACAUGGACCUGGAAGACACCAUGGACACUGAUACAUUGAACAAUAAGGAGAAAGAAGAUCAAAAGAAAGGAGGGGAAGAAAACAACUGGAUGGAUGUGGAUUGCAGGGAUUCUUCUGCCAUCUUAAAUAAAGGAAAGAAGAAGAAAUUAUUGGCUGCACUGACCGGGACAAAAGAAGUGAAGAUAUUAAUCCCAAAACUGGACAUUGAGAAGUUACAGGUUCCAGUCCACAUGUCCCAGUUACCAUCUUUGUGUCACUCUUUCAAGUCGCCAUUGAAAGAUCUUCCCAUCUAUGACGAGGACAACACCCACGCUAGCUACACAAAGGCCAUGCAGAUGACCUGCUCCCACUGCAAGAAGAACAUGAUAUUAGGCCAAACGGCUUACCAGAAGAAAGGAUUCACAGACGUCUUCUGCUCAAAAAGCUGCCUAUUAGAAAUGUUCCCUGUCGUCAAAACAGUCACCAAGACGUGUCAUUACUGUCUCAAGGCGAUAUCACAGCUUUUGGACCUUAUCAUGGCUGCAGUGGACAUUAAUGGAACUAUGAAGGACUUCUGCAGCCAGACGUGUCUCUCCUCUUUCAAGUCCAACCCCGUGUCCACCCAAACGCCACAAUCAAUCUGCAGCAAGUGCAACAAAUUCUGCACUAGCACAUGUGAGCUGACUCUGGACGAGGCUGUCCACAAGUUUUGCAGCGACGCCUGCUUGGAGAGUUUCUGCAGGGACAACAUGGUUGUCUGUGAGAACUGCAGCUGCUACUGCCACAAGAAACCGCUUGUCCUGAAGAUGGAGGAGGGCACCAAAACCAUCUGCAGUGACAAUUGUCUGAACGAGUUCAAAGAGAAAAUCAAGACACCUCACAGAUGUACCAUGUGCCACACAUCUCGACCGGUGUCAGACAUGGUUGACUACAAAAGCAGCGAGGACACAGUGGAGCUCUUCUGCACUCGCACCUGUGCGACGUCAUACAAGCUACGGCCUGCAAUUGUUUACAAGCUUCAAGGAAAGAAAGGCAAAUCAGGUCGGUUGAAGAAGUGGAGAAGAGGCAGGCGACCAAAUGCAAAAUCAAAUACUGAGGACGUACAGGUGGUCUCAGACUCCGCUGCAAACCAAAACGACGCGUCUCCAGCUGCGGCGUCGGAGACCCUGCCGACAUUAAUCAUCGCGGACUCGUGUGUUGUCUGUUGCCACUGUGGAAAGAAGCUGCCGAGAGGACAGACACUUUACCAGCCGAGGAGCUCACUGGAGGUUUUUUGCUCUGCCUCCUGCCUCUCCGUUCGGCAUCCCCACAUCAAAUUAGUCACCAAAAACUGCUACAACUGCUGUCAGGUGAUAAUGCGACCUCAUAACGUCAUCCUGGCUCCGGUGGAUGAUUCGGGAACUAUGAAGGAGUUGUGCAGCGAGACCUGCCUCGCUUCUGUCAAAAUCAAGAGGAACAUGGCCGCCCCGAAACCUCCACCGCUGGAAGGACCUCGGUCAGAGUGCCGGAUGUGUGCCAGAUUUUGCUUUUGCAAAUACAAGCUGACCGUGGAUGGCGUGCUCCACCGAGUCUGCAGCGACGCCUGUUUCAUCAGCUACCACAAAGUCAACAACUUGCCGUUGUUAACGUGUGACAUCUGCAGCUCCGUCUGCCUCGACAAACGGCUCAUGUUGAAGACGGAGGACGGCGGUAAAACGAUCUGCAGCGGAGAAUGUCUGGUCAAAUUCAAAGAGAAAGUUGAGACACCUCAGCUGUGCAUCAUGUGCCAGACUUCCCAUCGGAUAUCAGACAUGGUUGAAAACAAAAACGAUGAGGGCAAGUUGGACUUCUUCUGUAGCAACCGAUGUAUGAUGGUAUACAAGGCCCAGGUGUUCACUGUGGCGGGGAGGAAAAGUCCAUCAUACACCGAGAAUGACAUUAAAGAAGUGAAGCCAUUAGUACCAAAUUUGGACUUUAUAAAAGAAGAGCCUAUUGAUGAAGAGUACAACCAGAACCUCCCAUCAUCUGUAUCGACAGAAGACAUCAAGGAUGAGCCAAAUAUGUCAAAGGAGGGCUUGAAGAUCGGUUCAGUCUUUUCCUUGAUGGGAGACUCCACGUCUACAGCUCCCACUUUCACCCACAUGGAUUUGCCUGCGUCUUGCUCCUCCUGCAAAAAGGUCCUGAUGGACGGAGAGACUGUUUACCAGAGGAAAAGCCACACAGACAUCUUCUGCUCCACCUCCUGCCUGUUACAGUUUUACCAAAUGAAACCAGUUAAGAAGACCUGUUACUUCUGCCUUCAGGCGAUAAUGAAGCCUCGGGACAUCCUCCAUGCCCCGGUGGAUAACGAGGGGACGAUGAAGGACUUCUGCAGCCAGACCUGUUUCUCCUCCUUCAACUACAAGAGGAUCAUGUCCACCAAAAUACCCAUCGUGCCACUCGGGUCACGUUCACAAUGCAGCAUGUGUGGCAGAUACUGCAUUAGCAAACAUGAGAUCAUACAGCAGGACACAGUCCACAAGAUCUGCAGUGAACCCUGCUUCCUCCGUUUCUGCAACCUGUCCAUCUGCAAGAACUGUAACGCCCGCUGCAACACGCCGCUCAGGCUCAAGAUGGAUGACGGCAGCAAAAUAUUGUGCGGCGCAGAGUGUCUGGCACAAUUCAAACAGGGGAUCAAAACACCGCAGACAUGCUCCAUGUGCCACAUCUCCUGUCUGGUUUCAGACAUGGUGGAAAACAAAAACAGUGAGGAUGUGGUGGAGCUCUUCUGUACCAGCAGUUGUCUGAUGGCAUCUAAGAUUCAGGCGGUCAGUGCAUCAGGUGCUGCAUUGAGUUGUGGUAACUGUGGUAGGACUACAGUGCCGGCCUGCCACCUCGCCAUGUCAGAUGCCUCCGUCAGAAACUUCUGCACUCUAACCUGUGCCAUGGCUUUUAAGGAGACUCAGAAAGACGUGAAUGUUGUAACAAACCCCGCAGGAGUCCCCGACCAAUCACAGUGUGAUUCCCUUAAACCACCAGAGAAACUGCCGUGCGCCCAGUGUCGCCGCAUCAUAAAAACGGCUCCCAAAGUCGUCCAGAAAAAGGGCAAAAUGAAUUUCGUGUGUAGCCCGACCUGUUCUCAAGAGUUUAAGAGAGUGAACAACAUCAUCGGCGAGUGUGAAUACUGUAAGACUGAAAAGAUCAUCGGAGAAGCCCAGAGAGUCGACAACAAAGACUGUUACUUCUGCAGUGACGGCUGCAAGAUGCUCUUUCAACAUAAUCUGGAGAAGAAGUGGGGGAAACACUGUCGCUCGUGUGCUUACUGUCUCUCCAUCUCCAAGUCGGUGGUGACAGCGCAGUAUGAAAAUAAAACCGUGGAGUUCUGCUCUGAAGACUGCAACUUAAAUUAUAAAAUGCUCCACUGCCGCGUUGCCAGCUGUGACACCUGCGGUCGCAAAAGGAAACUAAAGCAGAGUCUUUCCAUGCUGGGGGAGGUCAAACACUUCUGUGAUAUGAAAUGUCUGCUGCUGUUCUGCAAUAAAAAAGGCCAAAUGGUCAACACAGUCUCUUCACCUCCUGGAUCUGCAGGUGCAGCGGAGUCCUCUCCCGUCAUCGCUAACGUUAUUUCGCUUGCUGGUGCUCUAAAAGGGAAGCACAGCACCUCGACCAGCACUUCACAUCGAGAUUCUGUCUCUGACAUUCAAACAAAGGUUGUCGGACAUGUCAGCAUCCAAACCGUCCCCAAGGAACUGAAGAACAAGUCCAUGCUCUGUACGCCGUUAGUCCACAACAAAGGAGUCUCCUGUUCAACACAGACAGUCGAUGCAGAGGCACAAACAGACAACUUUGUACCUAAAGUCAUAGUCAUGCCUGUGCCGGUGCCGGUUUACGUUCCUGUGCCGAUGAACAUGUACAGCCAGUACACACCCAAACCCGUUGGCCUGCCGUUACCGCUGCCUGUGCCCAUGUUCCUCCCUGUGACGCCGGACAACUCAGAGUCAAUAAUAAAAUCCAUGAAGGAGAGGAUUCCUCCCGACGGCUUCGAGGGCGAGCUCAACUUCAAGGCUAAGAUGGAGGCGAAGCUAAAUGAGAGGAACGAGAGAGGUGACGAGCAGAAGGACGAAGAUGUGAUAAAAGAAGGAGAAAGUCAAGACACUCAUGCCCACAAAGACCACACCAGUAGCUGCAGUGAUGACCUGGAUACGUUCAUCAACCAAGAAGUCUGCUCCUCUUUCAUCAGACUCAGGUCGCUCAGUCGACCACAUGCCCACAAGAAACCCCCUCUGGUUUUAGAUGUGGGCACGUCCAGUGAGCUUCCACCUCCAGCUCCUCCUCCUCUCGCUGUAGAGAUGAAAGAGGAUCCCCAGAGCUCACUGAGCCUUGUGCCGGCCCCUCCACUACUGCAAGAAACUGUGGGGAAAGUCCACAACAAGAAUAAGGGUCGUAAGCUGCAACAGUUGUCUAAGACAAAUAAAGAGGAAACUUCUUAUAGAGACUUUUCAAAGGCCACGUUUAACCAGCCCUGCAAACUGAGCAGUCAGUACGGGAUUGAUGCCUGGAAGAGAUGGAUACAGUGGAGGGAAUCACAAACCAACCUGGACCUUGUUUCUUCACACAACACGGCGUUAAAGGAGGACGUUCUUCGCUGCUCCGCGGCUGAGCUGAGCGACGGCCUCUGCCGCUUCAUCACUGAGGUGAAACGACCCGACGGGGAGCCGUACUCACCUGACAGCCUGUUCUACCUCUGCCUCAGUAUACAGCAGCAUCUGUUUAACAACGGCCGAAUGGAGAAUAUAUUCAGUGAUCUGAUCUACAGCAAGUUCUUGACAGUUUUCACCAAAAUCCUGAAAGAUUUCAAACCUUCGAUCACAGCCAGCAGUCAUAUUCAUUUCCGUAUUGAGGAGGAGUUUCUGUGGGACUGUAAACAGCUGGGGGCGUACUCCCCCGUCAUCCUCCUCAACACACUGCUCUUCUUCUGCUGCAAGUACUUCGGCUUCACUACGGUGGAGCAGCAUCGCCAGCUGUCCUUCACACACGUCAUGCGCUGCACCAAAACCAACAAGAACAACACCAAGACCACCUUCCUGCGCUUCUACCCGCCCGUAUCCAUAAACGAAGCAGAGUCAGACGGCGUCCCGGCUAAGAAACGUAGAAAAAAUGAAGAGGAAAUCCUGCAGAUGAAGGAGAACACAGAGAACCCUCUUCGCUGUCCGGUCAGACUCUACGAGUUCUACAUCUCCAAGUGCUCAAAGUCGGCGAGGCGGACCUCUGAUCUGUUCUACCUUCAGCCAGAUCGCCACUGCGUCCCCAACAGCCCUCUGUGGUUCUCCUCCGAGCCUCUGGAUGACCGCACCAUGGAGGCCAUGCUCGUACGAAUCCUCACCAUCAGAGAGCUGUGGAGGGAAGACAGAGGUGGUAUGGACCAACAGACGUCAGAUGACCCACCUUUUAUACCUGAUGAAGAGGAUUCAGAAUGAUGAAGGGAGGUUUUUUGGAGGACUAUGUUUACAUUCAGGUAUCGAGUUCUGUUAAACAAUCUGUAAAUGGUCUGAAAACUCAAGAGAAAUGCGUUCCAUCAAACAGAAAUAAAGACCCUAAAAUGUGUUUAACUGCUGAAAAGACGCUUCUUUCAUCAAGUCAUUUGCAGGUUUUGACAAAAUGUAUUUAUUUUUUACAAAUACUAUAAAUUCACAUUCAUGUUUUGUGAUUCCUUCAAUCUAUCUGCAGCCCCAGACUCAGAUUAAGUAAACGGUUUUUUGGGGGGAUUUUCGCACACUUCAGCUGUCUUUCAACUGUAAAGAGAAAAAGAAACUCUGAGGAAAGAAACAAGUUCACAUUAGCUGCUGAUUUGUACAGUUUGGUUGGUUUUUGUUUCCCUUGUGACAGUUGAAUGUUGAUGCUUUCAGUUGUGAUUUGAGAUUUUCUAUUUUGAUUUUCAAUUAAAAAAAAAUAUUUUAAAGAAA
Thunnus maccoyii (southern bluefin tuna) is the source of this 11671-nucleotide messenger RNA. RefSeq lists its product as uncharacterized. The transcript is spliced from 48 exons. NCBI's taxonomy places the organism in Eukaryota, Metazoa, Chordata, Actinopteri, Scombriformes, Scombridae. The coding region runs from base 272 to 11185 and encodes 3637 amino acids. The record is from RefSeq and is a predicted model, not a curated record. Gene Ontology annotation, molecular function: protein binding; zinc ion binding.